CCUGGCGUCUGAUGAUCCUUGUUGAUCUCUCUGCUGAUGCUUCGCCCCAUAUUACUAGAAACGUACAAGACAGAUGUUGAUGAAGUUUAAGAACAAAAUCACUACCACGACAAGGACAAAAAAUCUACUGGCAAGUGAGCGGAGCUGCGGGCUAAGGCUUGAUAAAGGUAAACGUUCUUGAACAGAGAAGAAAACUGAUAAAAUUUUAUGAGAAUAAA
This is a messenger RNA of Acanthoscelides obtectus, 218 nucleotides long. NCBI's taxonomy places the organism in Eukaryota, Metazoa, Arthropoda, Insecta, Coleoptera, Chrysomelidae. The record is from the annotation of a GenBank genome assembly.